AUGGUUGUGCUCACAUCCGAUGUUGUCUACAACCGUUUGCAGGAUAUCAAAAAUCCAACACAAGAGGCAAUUGAGACCAUGUCAUUGUGGAUUAUGCAUUACAAAGACAAAGCAUCGAUUGAUUUGAUUGUUGACGGAUGGUUGAAUUGUUUCAAAACAGCUGGAACGGACAGUAAACGGAUUGCUUUAUUCUAUGUCAUGAAUGAUGUGGUACAAAAGGCGAAAAUGAAGCACGCUGAUACCAUUAUUCCAGCUUUUCAACCAGCUGUGCUUACUGCUGUAGGAAUUGGAAGAAAACAAGAAAAGGUGAAGGGAGUAAUGAAGCGGUGCAUUCAAAUUUUCAAAUCUCGAAACGUAUUCUCUACAGCGAGUACAACAGCAAUGGAAAAUUUGCUCGAUGAAGGAUACGAUGCGGAAGAUCAAGCGCUUGAGGUUGAUGCCGAUGAUUUGUACAAGAAAAUCACAAAUUUCGUCGGGGCAAGAAAUGUAAUCGCUGACAUGAUGAAGUAUGUAACCGAAGGGGAUUUCGAUUACAAAGAAAAAUGCAGAAGUGGGAUGAAAGAUCGGGAAGAAGGGGCGCAUAUUCUGCAAGAGGUGCAUGAAGCGAUAGAUACGAUGGUUCAGGUUCGUCACUCUAUGGAAGAUCAGAAGAAGCGAAUGAUGGCUCUCUCAGAAACACUUGAACUCGCGAAACGUGUAUUUUUACAUCAAAAACGAGAAGUUCUCGUUGUAGAGGAAGCGUAUGUUAACUUCAGAGAUGGAAUCAAAGCAGUGCACACUGAUUUGGUUGAAAUGGAAAAGAAAGGAGUUUAUCCGGGUAUUUUCUCUCCUAACGAUGAAGAUAUCUACAAUAGCCGUGGAAUGUCUCAAGGGUGGGGUGACAAUCGAAAUCAAGUUGACAUGGAAAUAGACGAAGACGAGCGGCCACAAGCUCCAAUGAUGAAGCCAGCACUACAAGCUCUUGUUGGAAUUUCAUCUCAGCCAUCUCUUCAGUCUAGAAUUAUGCAAUUGGGACUGAAGAAAAUUGCAGAUGGAGAUGAAGACAUGUUCCAACAAAAUGCAGGAAACGCAGAAGUUGCAGCAGCGAUCCCUUCAACAUUCCAAGGAAGACCUCCAGCUCUCGGAGCCAAUCAGUUUUCAAUGCCACCACCAGCUAUUCCUCCACCAUCCGUAGUUGAUCCAAGAAUUAAAAAAGACAGCGAAGGAGGACCGUCUCAAUAUGCUCUUGCCUUACAACAACACGGGCUUCCGCCUCCUACACAACAUAAACCAAUGCCAGUAGCUACCCCUGCAGCUGUUCAACCAACGAUCUAUCAAUCUCAAUUCGAAUCUCGUGAUCCUAGAUUCGCCGCUAUGCAGCAGCAACAACCUCCACCGCCUCGGCCAGCACAACUUCCCCAGGCUCCAACGGCAUACCAAGCACAAUUCGAGCAGAGAGAUCCUCGGAUCAUGCACCAGGCAGCUGCCGCUCCGGUUCAGCAGAACUAUCAGAAUGCGUAUGAAGCUCAGAAGCCGAGUAUAAUUUCUCCACAACCACAUGCAGGUUCUUAUCAAGGGAGAUUCGAACCACCGCCGAUUUCUCCGCAAGUGAUGACUCAACAACCUCAGUAUCACCAACAAGCUGGUGGGUUUAACAGACCGCCACCAUCACAACAGCCACCACAGCAACAACAUCAUCAACAACAACCACAUCCAUCACAUGGCUAUUCAGAUUACAAUAAUGGUGGUGAUCGUAGGGACGAUCGAUACGAUCGACGUGAUGAUCGAGGAAGAGGCAGUUAUCAUGAUAAUAGUCGAUACGAUGAUCGCAGAAAAUCGGCGCCGUACGGCAAUCCGAGAGGCGGCGGCGGCGGUGAUAGGUGGAGAAACGGUGGAGGUGGUGGAGGAGCAUAUAACGAUAGAAACCGCCACGAUAACCGGGAUAACUGGAGAGGGGGAAACAGCCGUGGCGGAGGAUACAACAGAUAUUAA
Messenger RNA from Caenorhabditis remanei, 1971 nucleotides. RefSeq lists its product as uncharacterized. The transcript has 14 exons. The record is from RefSeq and is a predicted model, not a curated record. NCBI's taxonomy places the organism in Eukaryota, Metazoa, Nematoda, Chromadorea, Rhabditida, Rhabditidae. The coding region runs from base 1 to 1971 and encodes 656 amino acids. Gene Ontology annotation, cellular component: RNA polymerase II, holoenzyme. Gene Ontology annotation, biological process: mRNA 3'-end processing. Gene Ontology annotation, molecular function: RNA polymerase II complex binding.